Messenger RNA from Eremothecium sinecaudum, 3867 nucleotides. It is a transcript of the gene UBP2, whose product is annotated as ubiquitin-specific protease UBP2. Lineage: Eukaryota; Fungi; Ascomycota; Saccharomycetes; Saccharomycetales; Saccharomycetaceae. The coding region runs from base 1 to 3867 and encodes 1288 amino acids. The record is from RefSeq and is a predicted model, not a curated record. Gene Ontology annotation, molecular function: proteasome binding; cysteine-type deubiquitinase activity. The transcript has a single exon. Gene Ontology annotation, biological process: proteasome-mediated ubiquitin-dependent protein catabolic process; protein deubiquitination; regulation of proteasomal protein catabolic process.
AUGAAGGUCCCUCCGAUCCCUCUUUUUCGUAUAUCACCAUAUUCAGUCACUAUUGUAGAAUUGAGUAGUCAGAGGACUAUAAGGAAGUUUAGAAUAGCAUUGAUGUAUCAGCCGAAUGCUAUGGAAGUGGAUAAAUCGUCAGGAGAGUCGGAGAAGUCUCCUACUAUGAAGGAGGCGACAAGUGUUGCUGACAUAGACGAUGGCAAAACAGUAUUAUACCCAGGAGUAACAAAGAGGUUCCCAUUUAAGACCUCCGACAGGUUACUGGAUGACAUUAAAGUCGAUCUAUCUCAUAUCCUUGACAAAGGAUUGUCGGACGGGCUGUUAAAGUUGCCUGUUUUGGCUUAUAGCAAGGAGCGCGCGACUAUGAACACUUGGUGCAUAGGGUACUUGCUUGAUCCGCUAGUUCUGCAGACCAACUUUGAGUACAAUUCAGUCACGUGUAAAGAGCAUAAUAAGGUGAAGGUUUUUAUGGGCGUACUGUUCGACCCAAAUUUUAAGAUGAAUAGCCAGGAUGACCUGUGCCGGUGUUCUUUGUAUCAUAUUCGGGUUAGCACGAAGAUCCGGACUCGGCUGGAGCGUACGAGGACUCACUUUGGGGUCACUCAGUAUUACUUAGUGGAUAAAUUGCAUUCCUACGAUGAAGAUGAUAUGGAUAUAUAUGGAGAUGAUGAUGAUGAUGAUGCGAUAAUUGAUAGCGCUACGUUUGUUUCACCUCAUACGAAUAGAGUGGUGCGGAUUGAAAUUCUGAAGCCGGAAUUUAGCAGCGAGGAAUUAUUAGAGUUUAAUUCUGAGAGCAUCCAACUUAGAUACCAAAAUUUAUGUGAAAAAUAUCCCGAUUUGGAUGUAAAUUCGGUUCCUAACCAAGCGGAGUGCCUAAACACGUUAUUUAAGGUAUUUAGGAACCCAUUAGGAAGACGUGAUGCUAGUGAUGAGUUGAAAACAAUAGCUGCAGAUAAUAAAGUGCUAAAUGCUCAACUUGAUCCCUCUUGGUUGGUUGAUAAGUUUGGAUUUGAGUUAUCGGAAAUUGAAACUGAAGAUGGAAAAAUCAUAAAGGAAUACAAACCGCCUGAUUUCGUGAACUACCUGCAAGACAAGAAACUCCGUAGACUAAGAGAUUCUUAUGUGCGAAAGUCUUUGGAACUAUUAUUUCUAGGCAAGCAAUCAGCCAGCUUAUUACCCAAGGAGGUUGUCGCUUCUAAUAGUAAAAUAAGGUCAUUCCAAUUGUAUCAAACUUACUUUUCAGAUUCCUUUUGGCACCAUUUAUUGCAUGAACAUGACCGUAGUGAUUUGAACGAUCACCUGCAUCCCUACGACAAUAACUAUAAUUUUAUUAACAUAACAUCUAAUUACCAUUAUGCCGAUAAAGACAUCAUUAAGAAUUAUGAGACACAGGUAGCUCUAGACCCUCAGAAUACGGGAAUCUAUUACGAUGCUUUGACAUUUGUAGCGAAUGCUAAGGGAAGUCACCAACUGCUUUCAUAUGCCUUCAAGCAGAAUGUUGUCGGGCAUGAUGCUUUGAAGAGUGCAGUUUCCCUCUUCGAGUUAGAUGGAGCUACAGAUCCAAAAUCAAUUUCUGAGGAAGUACUAUUGAAUCUUUAUAGAGAAAAGUCAAGAAAUGCUACCCCUCAAGCUCGUACGGACCUGAAAAAUGCAUUUCGCGUGCUAGCCAAGUAUAAGGAUAGUGAAAAAUUGAAAUUUUGUGUGGAGUUAGAGCCCUUCCAGUUUGAAACACAAGCAUAUAAACUCUUGGAGAUUGACAAGUCAGUGGAAAAUGACUUAAUUGAGACGGCUUAUAGUAUUAAAGUGUCAGAUGCGCCUGGUUUGAAGAUAGAAUGUGAUCGGGCUCUUUAUACACUUGCUGUCGUCAAAAGAAGUAUUCCGCUCUUCAAUUUACUCUUUCAAAAGUGUCCCCGGUUCCAACAGUUUUAUCAUAUGUCUUAUUGGUCUUAUUCUGCCGCGCUGGAAGCUUUACAUGUUGACUAUAAUGCCAGUGAUGAACUGAUUCUAGAAAUAUUUCAAAGUAAAUGGAACCAAGACCCUAUAUCUUCAGCAGAGCAAUUCCUGAAUUUAAAAAUGGCUCUUACAAAAAUUGGAUAUGAGCGGAAUUCAAAAGUUAUAAACCAUUUCUUAGAGACCGGUAUUGUAGAUCCUUCUUAUUUACCAUCUGGCAAUUGGCCAGCAGGUAUUAAUAAUAUUGGUAACACAUGCUACUUGAACUCAUUGCUACAGUACUACUUUACCAUUUCCCCUCUAAGAGAAUACAUUCUAAACUAUAAUCUUCUAGCAGUUGAUUUGCUUGCAGCGGUAGAGAAAUCAAGAGAUAUGUCUGAAAGGAGAAUCGGCGGUCGUGAGGUGUCAAAGGCAGAAGUUGAGCGAUCUGUACAGUUUGUUUAUCAACUUAGAAACCUUUUCAAAGACAUGGUUCACACGACGGAAAGAUAUGUUACACCUACAAGGGAGCUUGCAUACCUAGCAUUUUCGCCAAGUAAUACAGAGGUUGAAUUUGAUACUAUUGUGCAAUCCGAUAUAAAUGAAUCGAAGGACAGUUUAGAUGCGCGGCCACUUGAUAUUGAUACGGAUCUCAUUGACUUAAGCUUUGACAAUGAUGCUGUUCAGGUUGAAGCUGAUUCUGUUGAGGUUGAAGCUGAUGACAUUCAGGUUGAAGCUGAUGACAUUCAGGUUGAAACCGAUGCUGUUCAAGACACAUCGGCUGCGACGAAGCGUGAAUCUUCACUGUCCGAAUGUGAAUUGGAACCGGCUCGGCCUGAACAUAAUGAAAAGAACAACACUGUUCAUGUUGCAAAAAUAAACUUGGAGCAACUUCAAAAUGCCUUGGAGAUAGGCAGGCAACAAGAUGUGACUGAGUGUAUUGGUAAUGUUCUCUGUCAACUAGAGAGCGCCUCGGUGCCACUAGACUACGACGAAGACAAUGAGCAGUUAGACCUCAUAAAACAGCUUUUCUACGGCAAAUUGAAACAGGUUCUAACACCUCUGGAUGAACCAGAAAGAAAAAGAACAAAAUACGAACGCUUCAUGUCCUUGCUGGUUAACGUGGGUGAUCAUCCGAAGGAUAUAUAUGACGCUUUGGACCUAUAUUUUCAAGACGAUUUAUUAACCCUCGACGAAGACAAAGGUUCUGUGAAGAGGUCAUUAACCAUCGAAAAAUUGCCAACAAUCUUACAGAUUCAAAUACAGAGGGUGUACUAUGACCGUGAGAAGUUCAUGCCCUUCAAAUCCCUUGAGCCUCUUCCAUUCAGCCAAAAGCUAUAUAUGGACCGCUAUAUGGCUACUCAGGACCCAGAACUCAUCCGCAAAAAAGAACAUUCGGCUCAACUGCGCGCACAAUUACAGCUCAUAAAGGACCAGCGCCGUAAACUAUUGGCCAAAAACAACGAUGGCCAAACCCUCAAAUCCUCAAUGGAAGAAACCAAGCGUUUCCUCCUAUCGGAUGUUUUCCAGAACGUAUCCCAACAAACAAAAACUGAAAAGCAAAACUUCUUAUCUCAAAUUGACCACUUCUCUGCCACUCUUGAGACCGAAUUACAACUUCUUGAUAACCAAGCUGCUGACAUCGAACACCAAAUUACCUCUAAUAUGGAAAAUUUUAAAAGCAUUGGGUAUUCCUUAUUUGCAGUCUUCAUUCACAAGGGUGAAGCAAGCUAUGGACACUAUUGGGUUUACUUGAAAGACCAUAUUAAUAAUGGUAUUUGGCGUAAAUACAAUGACGAGUCCGUCACCGAGGUUAACGAAAAUGAGGUCUUCUACUUUGCUGAAAACAACACUGCAACCCCAUACUUCUUGGUUUACAUCAAGGACAGUCACAAAGAUGAAAUAGAACCACUAAAAAGAGCAUUAUUUGACUAA